This is a messenger RNA of Medicago truncatula (barrel medic), 4459 nucleotides long. RefSeq names its product putative E3 ubiquitin-protein ligase LIN-1. Gene Ontology annotation, molecular function: protein binding; ubiquitin-protein transferase activity. NCBI's taxonomy places the organism in Eukaryota, Viridiplantae, Streptophyta, Magnoliopsida, Fabales, Fabaceae. Gene Ontology annotation, biological process: protein ubiquitination. The record is from RefSeq and is a predicted model, not a curated record. The transcript is spliced from 15 exons. The coding region runs from base 189 to 4196 and encodes 1335 amino acids.
UGUUGUUUUUCUGACUAAUUAUUAGUGAUUAUUACUUUCACAUAAGGGUGAAUUUGUCAUUUCAAAACUUGCCGUCCCGUUCAGAGACUUUCGUUCCCGCAAAUUGAAUCAGUUAAUACUGUUUAUUCCCGUUAACAUCGUCGUAAACCUCAUUUCACUCAUUCCCAUUCCGAUCAAAAACCACCGCCAUGAACACAACACGAACUCAAAUCCUCCGUUACACUACCGCAUUCAUCACCGGCGUUAUUCAUCAAUCACAACUCCGUCGCCACCUCAUUGAAACUCUCCACCGAGAAACUCCAAUCACCAAUCAAGUAACCUUAAAACAACUCAACCUCGCCUCAGAAGCUCUCGAAAGCGCCGUUUCCAACUCCAGCUCCGCCAUUCGCUCUUCCUCUCUCUCCCUCGCGGAGAAACUUCUCCUUCCUCUCCCUGAGUAUCCUCUUUCCUCCUUCCUCCUCUCCCUCAUUCAAACCCUCCGUAACCACGCCGAAGAAUCUGCCAUCAUUCUCCUCAGAAUCUUUCAUUCCAAUCCUUCACUCGCUCGAUCUGAAAUAGCACCGUCUCUCUACGAGCAUCUUUUUUGUUUUCAUCUCUUCCCUGUUUUCCGAUGGUUCGAUGAACAGAGAACACGGAUUUUGCCAUCCGCUUCUGAAACUCCGAGCCGCGACGGAGACACCGGUGACUACUCUGUUUCCAACGAUUUGUUUAUGCCUUAUGCAAAGUUGUUAUCGAGUGUGAGCAGUGAUCAAGCGUUAAAGCUGAAGGAGUUGGAGAAGGAGUACGAAGAGGUUUUGGAUGAGAAUUGCAGGGUUCUUGCUGUGUAUUUUAAAGAGGUUUUGGUGAAUAAAGAUGAAGAUUCGACGAUUAGUCCACCGUUGUUGAUCUUGAAGAACGCUGCAGGAAGUGGCAGCAACGACCGUGGUGGAUUGCAUAGAAAGGAGGAAAUGAAAAUGCCUCAGUUGGAGAACGGACGGUAUAAUCCAAUGUGGUCCGAAAGGGAUACAUCAGUUGAAUUUUUGAGCAGCAGUUCGAGCAGCAUAUCCUCCCUCGCGCUGUUAUAUCCUCAAAGAGUCUCUCCAAGAGUCCUCCAUCCCCUAAAAUCUUCAAAAUAUUGGACAACACCAGCCUAUUUAAACUCAGCCCCUGAAACUCAAUUUUCUUUAGAUGAGAAUUUACUUUGUUCUUCUUCGGAUUCUGAAGCUGAAAAUGAGGAAAAAGACAAAAAUGUAGCAUUGUUGGAGCCUCGACAAAGCCAAAGCCAAAACAAGGAACAAAUUCAAACCAUCUUCAAAGAAUCCAGGGGCUCCCCAGAUUAUCCAAUGGCAGACUAUGAAAACACGCCGCCACAUGGAAGUGGGAAACAAACACCUCCUAAAGACUUCGUCUGUCCAAUAACCAGUAACAUAUUUGAUGAUCCAGUGACUCUUGAGACUGGUCAGACAUAUGAACGUAAAGCUAUUGAGGAAUGGUUUAAUAGAGAGAACAUAACUUGUCCUAUCACUCGCCAGAAGCUACAAAACACCAAGCUACCAAAGACAAAUUAUGUGCUCAAAAGACUAGUUGCUAGCUGGAAAGAACACAACCCCAGUUCAGUCCCGCCUACAUGUGAGUGUCCAUACAAAGAUAGCGAGUCAGUAGUGAAGACAGAAAUACCUUCAACUUCUCCUAAUAGUGUCAUAACACAGGCCACUGUUGAUGGGAUGAUUGGCGAGUUACGCUGUGCAAUCAAUAACCUGUACAUGUCAGAGAUUCUCCAGGAAUCUGAAAUGGCGGCUCUUCAAAUAGAGAAAUUGUGGAGAGGAGGGAAUCUGGGAGUGGAUAUCCACAGCAUGCUAUCAAAACCUCCAAUUAUUAAUGGGUUUGUGGAGAUACUUUUCAAUUCUGUUGAACCCCAGGUUCUUCAGGCAGCAGUUUUCCUUCUGGCUGAGAUGGGAUCUAGAGACAAUUCUGUUAUUCAGACUCUAACACGCGUGGAUACCGACGUUGAAUGUAUAAUGGCUCUUUUCAAGAAAGGGUUGACAGAAGCUGUUGUGCUAUUGUAUGUCCUAAACCCAUCCACUGUGACUCUUACUGAGAUGGCCGUAGUAGAGUCCCUCAUAGCCGUUUUCAAUAAGAAAGAGGAAGACUUGGUUAACAUGUGUUUAAAUCCCAAAACAGCUGCAGUUCUUCUACUUGGACAGAUUAUUGGAAGCAGUGAUGAGAUAAUUGCAUCUUCGAUUGUCAAGACUUUGUUCUCUGAAAAAGCACUUGGAGCUAUUGUUGGCAGUUUAGGAGCUGAAUGGGCAGAGGAGAGGAUUGUUGCAGUGGAGAUCUUAUUAAGAUGCAUGCAAGAGGAUGGGACUUGUAGGAACACCAUUGCUGACAAAGCAGAGCUCUCUUCUAUUAUGGAGAGCUUCAUCCAUGCAAAUGAUGCAGAACGUUUCAAGAUUGUUGAAUUUUUUUCUGAGUUGAUCAAGCUAAAUAGGAGAACAUUCAAUGAAAGAAUCCUCCAUAUUAUAAAGGAAGAAGGGCCUUUUAGUACAAUGCAUACUCUUCUUAUUCAUUUGCAAACAGCCCUUCAAGAUCAAUGUCCAGUCAUGGCCGGUCUCUUACUCCAACUUGAUCUUCUGGUUGAACCAAGAAAUAUGAGCAUAUACCGUGAAGAGGCAAUAGACAGUCUUAUUUCAUGCCUGAGGAACUCAGAUUUCCCUACUACCCAGUUAGCAGCUGCUGAUACAAUUAUGUCACUGCAAGGGAGGUUCAGCUUCUCUGGAAAGCCUCUUAUUAGAGAAGUCCUUCUUAAACGGGCCGGUAUUGACAAAGGUCCCAGAAGUGAUGUGCAGGUGGAUCAUAUGAGCAACUUCUUCUCAGAAAUCGAAAUAACUGCAGAAGAAGAGAGAGCAGCAGAUGAUUGGGAAAGAAAAAUUGCAUCUGUUCUAGUUAGCCACGAGUUUGGUAUACUUUUUGAAGCUUUGGCAGAUGGCAUGAAGAGUAGAAUUCCAGAGCUACGUUCAGCAUGCUUUAUAUCAGCUACGUGGCUCAUAUACAUGCUGACCACUCUACCAGAUACAGGGAUACAAGGAGCAGCCCGUGUCUGUUUGCUAAAGCCGUUCGUAAAUAAAUUAAAUUCUGCUAAGGAUAUAGAACACAGAAUCCUUUCUAUGCUUGCUCUUAAUAGCUUUCUUCAUUUCUCUGAUGGCUUACGUGAUCUAACUGCUUCCUACGCUAAGGAUAUCUUAAAAGGUUUGAGAGAGCUAAAGAGAUUCUCUCCCUUGGCAUCUGAAAUGCUGAAAGUUCUGGUUGAUGAGAAUGAGCCUAAAACAGAUAUUUGGAGACAUAAAGAGAUAAUCCAAGUAGAUUGCAGAGGGAAUGGAGACGUGCUGUCUGUCAUUUGCUUCAAGGAUAAAAUUAUUUCAGGCCAUACCGAUGGCAGCAUCAAGGUCUGGACAUUAAAGGAUAACGAAUUACUUCUGUUGCAAGAGAUCCAAGAACAUACCAAGGCUGUGACAAACUUGACGAUUUCAGAACCUGGUGACAGACUUUACAGUGGUUCACUUGACCGAACUGCAAAAAUCUGGUCUAUUGGAAAGGCAGCAAUACAUUGUGAGCAGGUGCAUGAUAUGAAGGACCAGAUUCAUAAUUUAGUUGUAACCAAUAGCACAACUUGUUUCAUUCCGCAGGGGGCUGGUGUCAAGGUUCAGUCAAUGAAUGGAGAAUCCAAGUUGUUAAAUUCAAAUAAAUACGUGAAGUGCUUGGCUCAUGCUCAUGGAAGAUUAUACUGUGGAUGCCACGACAGUAGUGUUCAGGAGAUACAUUUGGCCACUGGAACUAUCAGUAAUAUUCAAAGUGGUUCUAAAAGAUUACUUGGGAAAGCAUAUCCUAUUCAUGCACUGCAAGUUCAUGGUGAACUUAUAUAUGCAGCUGGCUCUUCCUUGGAUGGAACUGCUAUAAAGAUAUGGAAUAAUUCCAAUUACAGCAUGGUUGGAUCACUGCAAACUGGAUCAGAAGUGCGGGCUAUGGCAGUGAGUUCAGAAUUAAUUUAUUUGGGGUGCAAGGGAGGUGUUGUAGAAAUUUGGGAUAAGAAACACAUUAAAGUUGGCACGUUACAGUUGGGUACAAAUUGUAAGGUUAAUUGCAUGGCUCUAGACAGCAAUGAACAAAUUUUGGUGAUUGGAACUUCAGAUGGACAAAUUCAGGCUUGGGAAAUGAAUUAAAAGAAGAUAGUCAUUGUACGGGUACAGGAAGACAGGAUGAACUUUCCUUGAUAACAUUAAAUUCAUUAAUCCUUCGAAUAAUAACCAUCCUUUUUCUGACUAAAAAAAGAAAAUAAUAACCAUCCUUUUUGGUUCAUUGGGGGAUGUAUAUAGCUCAAAACUCAAAGGUUUAUACAUAAAAAAAGCCUUGUACAUAGAUUGAUUUUCUAUGUAGAUAUAUGAUUAGUUUGCUAUAUAUGCAUGAAACUGUAAUUUUAUCCUUU